Molecule: messenger RNA, 4552 nt
Organism: Drosophila busckii
Lineage: Eukaryota; Metazoa; Arthropoda; Insecta; Diptera; Drosophilidae
Gene: Tomosyn
Product: syntaxin-binding protein 5
Exons: 23
Coding region: 59-4399 (1446 amino acids)
Biological process (GO): regulation of protein secretion; regulation of exocytosis
Cellular component (GO): SNARE complex; cytoplasm; plasma membrane
Molecular function (GO): syntaxin binding; GTPase activator activity; myosin II binding
Source: RefSeq, a predicted model, not a curated record
GUGAGAAUAUUCGCAGUAGCAGCAGCAGCAGGCUGGGAGAACGACUCAUGUUAGAAAAAUGAAAAAGUUCACAUUCAAAGGAGUUCUAGAUGGAUUUCGACAAACUGUACAGCCGCAAGCCGCACGACAGGAACAGGAAAUCCAGGAGCAACUCAAGGCCGACCACUUCACAUUGAAAAAGACCUUUCGCCAUGGCUUUCCAUACUCACCCACAUCCUUUGCCUUCGAUCCAGUACAAAAACUAUUAGCAAUCGGCGAUAAAUCGGGUUACAUACGCAUUUUGGGACGUCCUGGCGUCGAUGCACAUGCCAAACAUGAGGGCGAGUCCGAGUGCGCUGUGCUCUUUGCCCAGUUUUUGGUGAACGAAGGCGCUCUGGUCACCGUCACCGCCGAUGAUACAAUACAUUUGUGGAAUAUUCGCCAAAAGAAUCCGCGCAUUGUGCAGAGUCUCAAAUUUCAACGCGAGCAUGUCACUUGCAUACAUUUACCCGUGGGCAGCAAAUGGCUGUACGUGGGCACCGAGAAGGGAAACAUACACGUCGUUCACAUAGAUACAUUUGCACUUAGUGGAUAUAUUAUUAACUGGAAUAAAGCAAUUGAAGUGGUUAGAACUAGUCAUCCAGGUGCUGUGAUUGCGUUAUGUGAUAAUCCAUUGGAUGCAAACAAGUUGCUUAUUGCAUUUGAAUGUGGACUGCUGGUGCUGUGGGAUCUGAAGGCGAAAGCCGCCGAGUUUCGAUGGCAGGCAGCCGAGGCUGUCAAGUCCUUGGCCUGGCACUAUGAAGGCAAAUACUUUGUAUCAUCUCACACAGAUGGCUCGAUUUGUUCAUGGCCCACAAAACUGCAGCCGAAGCCUCAAUCGCAAGUGUGUCCGCAUGCUAAGAUCAACAAGGAUGGCAACGCGGAAAAAUGUAAACCGAUUUAUAAAGUUGACUUGAAAUCCAGCGCAACUGGCGAAACUUUUACUAUUUUCUCUGGCGGUAUGCCAUCAGAGAAGGGCUCAAAAUCGAAUUGUAUUACCGUUAUGGUGGGGAAGACCACAACUGUUUUGGAAAUGGAGCACGCUGUUUGCGAUUUUAUAACACUUUGCGAAAAUCCCUGGCCUUGCGAAACCCAGGAACCAUAUGCGAUAGCUGUGCUGCUUCAAUAUGACUUAGUAUUAAUAGACUUAUUAACGCCCGGUUUUCCAUGCUUUGAAUCGCCUUAUCCAAUGGACUUACACGAAUCACCUGUUACAUGUUGCACAUAUUUAACCGAUUGCCCAUCGGAUUUGGUUCCUGCUUUUUAUUCUGUUGGUCGCACAACGACAAGUAAAAAAACUGGAUUCUCAGAGCGUGAAUGGCCAAUAUCGGGCGGUGAAUGGUCCCCGGCGUCGUGCAGUUACUCAGAGAUUGUCAUCACUGGUCAUCAGGAUGGUAGCCUAAAGUUUUGGGACUCAGGAGCUGGCACACUACAGAUUUUGUACAAACUGAAGACGGCUAAGAUGUUUGAGAAGCCGCGUCAUGUGAGCCAUACGGAUAACGAUAAUCCAUUGGCGGUGCAUUUGAUAUUUUUGUGCUCGGAGUCGCGUCGCUUGUGCGUCGCCGGCGCCAUGGGCCAGGUAAUGUUGUUCAAAUUUCGCAAGGUCGAGUCCACAUCAGAGGUGCUGGUGCUGGAGAUACCAAUACUCUAUGAGAACUUUGAUGACAUUUAUGGCACCAGUCCGGAGUGUGAUUUCCUCACCGGCCAUCAGGUGCAGAAAACUGAAUCUAGCGAUUCGGAUAAAACGGAGUGCACAUUGAAGGUGCGUUUUGGUGCCCAGCGCAAGCCGCCGGGCUUUCAAUCUCAGUUGAUUUGCCUGACCACGGGCCCAAAUCGCCGAACCGUGCAGGUGACUUCACUUUGCAUCAACUCUAGUUACGGCCUAAUGGCUUAUGGUACCGAAUAUGGACUUGUCAUAAUUGAUAUAAUCCAAAAAAUUUGCCUAUUGAGUGUUGCAUGUCCCGAUCUUUAUGGCGCACACGAUCCCUACUCGCGAACACCAAAAAGUCCCAAACGCAUUGAGAACAAAGAGGAGCAGAGCCGUUCGCCCAGUUCAGAUCAGCUAAACGACACAACAAGCCCGGACAGUCCAUCGAUCGAGUAUAUACCCGAGGCGAACGAGCCGCCGAUCAGUGCAAGUGCAAUGACCACAAAUGCUGCUGCAAAUGAAUCGAGACCCACAUCGCCAAGCCCAGCAGCGGAGACUGCAACUGCAACGGCAACUGGGCAGAUCAUUAAUAGCUCCAAGGAGGCGCUUGUCAGUGGCGCAAAUGCUGCUACGGCGGCGGCAAUGGCGGCGGCCAAGAGUCCGCAGCGCGAGGAGGGCGCAAAUCCUUCAGAUCGCCGCAAAUCCAUGUCAUGGAAAACGUUCAAUUUGAAGCGUCAAUUAUCAAAAGUCAAUAUGAAAAUCGGCGGCAGCCUCAAUGUCAAUCAGGAACUCGAGUCCAUACGCAACAAUUCGGCAAUUUUCUAUGCGCCCAAAGAGACAUCGCCCGAGGGAGCCGCCGCAGCCGGCGAUGAUGCAGCCGCUGAAGCGCUCGAGUGCCGGGAGGAGGAUGUGGGCUUGGCAACGGCAACGGCUCAGCUCAAUUGUGAUACAAGUGCCGGCGAGUUUGCCACGGUCGGUGCCACAGUUGUGGGCAAGCGUGUGGAGUUUGAGCAGCAGCCGCCGCCGCCGCCGCCGCCAGACCAAGGCGAGCGACCAAGCAAUUUGCCCUUGAGCGAGCAACAGCAGCAGCAACAGCAAAUGCCGCUCAAGCCGGCACGGCAGAAAUUCAAAGAGAAGUCGCGCGAUCAGCGCCUGCUCUCAGUGCCAAACAUCAAGUAUCAGCCGCGGGAGCAACGCGGCAUGGGUAUUGCCAUUGGAGGCGGUGGGCGGGCCAAUAAAAACGAUGUGUCGCCGCUGAUGAGCGGGAGCCUAACCAAAAAGAUACAUAAACUGGAUGGCACCUUUUCAAGAUCCAGAUCGUCAUCAAUGUCCAGCAUUGAUAUGUCUUCCUCUGAAUCUGUUACCUGUCUAGCUUUCAUUGAAAGUUAUGCAAAACGCAAUGAUAUUCUGACGCUUGUUCCUACUUUGUGGAUUGGAACUAGUUUCGGUUCGAUAUUGACAUUGUUCAUUACAAUGCCUGAACGUGAUGUGCGCAAAUCUCAACCAGUAUUGGUUACAAUAAACGGCGGACCCGUAGUGCGACUCAAAGGCUCCAUAACUUCCAUGUCUUUUUUAGACUCAUACGGCUCGUUAAUACCCUAUACAUUUGAGCCCUGGCGUGACGAGAAUCGCGAUAAGAAAGAUCGCACACCCACUAAGAGCAGCAGCCGCACUAGUCCGACUUUCACACCAACAACUGCCAAUACAAUAUCAAAUCCUUCGGUGGCUGGCGGUGCUGGAAAUAUCAGUGGUACAAGCGCAGGCAGUAGUGGCGCUGGUGGGGCGGGCGGUGCUGGUGGCGCUGCAGGUGUCGUUGGACCAGGUGGCAGUGGCGGCGGCGCUGGCGUAGCGGGCGGCAUGAGCAGCAGCAGCGCUAGCAGCAGCGGCAUAAGUGGCAGCGUUAGCACUGGCUUGGAAACACUCACCGAUCGACAAUAUAUCGUAAUCGCUAGCGAAAAGCAAACAAAAGUCUUCGAUGUGGCAAAUCAGUGCUGCAUUAAUCGCAUACAAUUAUCGGAAAUGGACUUUGCAGUCAAGGCAGAAACUAUUACGAUGAAAGAUGGCUCUUGCUUAGCAACCUAUCUUUCGAAUGGCCAUCUAAUGGUACAUAGUCUUCCUAGUCUAAAGCUGUUAUUGGACACUGAUUUCUUACCACUUAUGGACUUAAGUUUUCAAACCAAAUGUAAACAGGGAAUUGUGGAUCCAAUGCUUUCAAUAUGGGGUCAACAGUUCAUUGUUCAUGAAGAUACAACUCAAAUAUCAAAAAUAUUUUGCUUUAGUCAUAAAGGUCAUGGAUUGUACAUGGCAUCGCCCACCGAAAUUCAAAAAUUCACGAUAUCAUCGGAAUUUUGUCAAUUUAUUUUGGAGAUGAUGGGUGAGUUAUACACCGUACAGGAAAUGCCCGAGCAGCCGAAGGAGGGUUUCUUUAAAGGUCUGUUUGGCGGUGGUGCCAAGCUUUUGGAUCGCGAAGAGUUGUUUGGUGAACAAAGCGGGAAAGCAAAUCGUUCGGUUGCCCGGCAUAUACCCGGCCCGAAUUUGGAUCAGCUUGGUCAACGUGCUUCCACAGCCGCAUCGGAAAUUAGCCGUGCGCAUCAGUUGGCCAUGGAGCGUGGCGAGAAGCUCAAUUUGUUGGAGGAGCGGGCCGAGCGUAUGGCCAAUACAGCUCAAGAUUUCAGCGGUACAGCGCAUCAAUUAAUGCUUAAAUAUAAAGACAAAAAGUGGUAUCAGUUGUAAAAUAUCUAUUUUAGGAGCCAAUUCUACCACAGUUAUUGUAAUAUUGCUUUUAUAACACUUUCUACUACAUUACGAGUAAAGUACACUUAUUUAAUUUCUGUUUUCAAGUCGUCACGUUAUUUACAAAAACCAAAAACAACAAAAAAAAAACAA